CGCUCGCGGUCGGUCGGUCGGUCGGUUGGUUUCGCCGUUAUAUCUGAGUGCUGCGCUCGCCGGAGCAGUGGGGCAUCUCUUUCUCGUCACCUGGGACCUGUCUCCUCCGUCCGGCCUCGCCGUACAUAAGCGAGGAAGUCUCUUCCGCGUUUUCCUUUCUUUCGCCCUGCCACGCGCUGACCCGCUUCGACUCGCAGCUCUGGAACUCUACGUGUGCGCGCGGGGGCGUCUUCCGCAACUCUUUGAAGCCGGUGUGCCUUGCCGGAGAAGACUGCACUGGCUUUGCACCUAACCGCGCACGACGGACUCUGUGCGUUUGCGCGCGUACUCCUUAGUGUUCGGUGCUGGUCAGCGAGUGCUCACGCAUUUGCCCGGUGCGGACGUAUGCGCUCGGCAUCACGUCUUGGGCGCCGCCGACGUGCGAUCGAAGUUUGAUCCCUCGGCGCGGCCGUGCGUGCGUGUGUACUUCUGUGGGCUGUGCCCCGCGAAGUGGGUGCUAGUGCAUUCGUCGGGUAAUACUGUCGCCGCCGAGUUGCGUCGCCGAUGCCCUGAGUGUCACGCAUACGGUAUACCCUUGGAAUCUGUUUCUCGGUUGACGCUUCGUGAAACGUCGCCCAGGCGGGUCUCCCGAGGAUCGAGCGGUACAGCGCACUUCGAGAGUCGACGUCAUGGCUGCCGCGGUGGCAACGGUGCGAUUGCUGCUCUCCGAGUUCCUCAUGCGUGUGCUGGACCGCAUCUCCGAGUUGCUGCUGUUCGUGGCCAACCUGACCCGGCGAAGGCAGCGCGUCCAGGGGACGCGCGACCCGCUGCUGCUUGCGCCGGCCGUGGUGCUGGCAGACGCCAUACGACACGGUCGGGUGACGAGCGAAGCGGUGAUCCGCGCGUACGAGCGGCGCGUGCUCGAGGUUGACCCCGUGCUGAACGCGGUGGUGGACGAACGCUUCGAGGCCGCCGUGGACGAGGCCCGGGCAGCCGACGAGCUCGUCAGGAGGAGCUCGCCGGAAGAACUGGAGCGCACCAAGCCGCUGCUCGGGGUGCCCUUCAUCACCAAGAACUCGGUCAUGAUCAAAGGUCUUCUUGUGGACGCGGGCCUACCAGCGUGGCGGGGGGACCGCGCCGAGCGCGACGCCGAGGCCGUGAGGCUGCUGCGGGAGGCCGGUGCCAUCCCGGUGGCCACCACCAACACGCCCGAGCUGUGCCUCUGGACCGAGUCGUUCAACAAGCUGCACGGGCGCACGCACAACCCGCACGACACUCGCCGCACGGCCGGCGGAAGCAGCGGGGGCGAAGGCAGCCUGAUCUCUGCAGCGGGCGCACUCUUGGGCAUCGGUACCGACAUUGGCGGCAGCAUACGAAUCCCGUCCACCUACUGCGGCACCUUCGGCCACAUGACCACACCUGGCGUCCUGUCCUAUGACGGCCACCGGCACCCCUUCAACGACGAGUUCAUGAAGCUGUACUCGACGGGGCCCAUGACUCGCUACGCGUGCGACCUGCUGGCCAUGCUCAAGGUCAUGCUUACGCCCGAGCAACUGGCGCGCAUGCAGCUCGACAAGAAGGUCGAUCUGAGUGAGAUCAAGGUCUUCUACGCGGAUGACGAAGGGUGCAGCUUCUUCAGCCGCAUCCACCCCGACAUGCGCGAGGCAGUGCGGAAGGCAAGCAUGCACUUGAAGGAGCAGUGCGGCAUCCCUGUUGAGCCCAUCAAGCUGGAGGCCCUCUCGUGCGGCUUUGAGAUGUGGCUGUCGAAGUUCAGCGCCAGCGAGUGCGAGCCAGCGUCGCGCCUCUUCACCAACGCCGACGGCCGCCGUAUCAACCCUUUCGUCGAGACAAUGCGGAUCCUCUGCGGAAGAUCGGUGCACACUUUUCCGGCCGUCGUGUGCACCACGAUCGAGAGCGUGAUGCCGAAGCCCGACUCCGGCUACGUGCGGGGCUACCUGGCGAUGGCGAGAGACUUCCGGGAGCGCCUCCUGUCCUCGCUGGGCGAGGACGGCGUGCUCAUUUGCCCCGCGGCGCUGGGACCGGCGCCGUUCCACAACGAGCACGCCAUGCGGCCGGGGCACGUGUCGCUCACGGCGCCGGCCAACGUGGCCGGCCUGCCCAGCACGGCGGUCCCGACGGGCAUGACUUCGGACGGCCGGCCGGUUGGCGUGCAAGUGGUCGCGGCGCCCUACAUGGACAGGCUGUGCCUUGCGGUCGCGGCUGAGCUCGAGAAGGCGUUCGGAGGUUGGCAGGCGCCUUUCGAGCUUGCCUGCCGGAACGCGAAAUUGUAGAGAAGUUUGCAGCAAAUCGACGGGCAGCUGACCCUUUUGCCGCCGAUACGAUGUGCCCGUAGACACCGUGAGGCUUAUAGCGCGCGAAAAGACAAGGACGAAAGGAAGACGUGACACACACAGGCGUCUGUGUGUGUCACGUCUUCCUUUCGUCCUUGUCUUUUCACAAGCUGUAAGCCUCACGGCGUCAUACCAACAAGCCCAAAUCACUGCAUUACAACCCACAGACUCAUCUCACUUACUCUGUAUUUGCCCAGAUACAAAAAGAAAAAAAUGGGGCGUUGUCUUGCCGUCUAAGCCAAAGUUAUCAUGGGAGACGAAGACGGCCUACAGACAUGGCUGAACGGCAUCUUGUAUCACACGCACCUCUCCUACAUCUGAAAGGCCGGUUUGGACUCUUUGUGAAUAGACGAGCUUCGCAACAUUUUACCCCAUACCAUCGCAGGCCUUGAGGUCAUCCCCAUCAAUAAAGUCGGUUUUCACUACUAUUACAGAAGUAGAACAUGGAUAGACUGUGUUUCUAAGCUGCAGCAUGCAGGGCUCAGAAGUAGACCAGUUUAGUAUGCUCUAAACGUGGUGACGAUGGAAAAUGUGCGUAUUUCAUAUUUCAAAGGUAGCCACUUCACUGUAAAUGAUGGCAACGCCCGCUUGGUCCUGCAUGUUUUGGUUAUCCUUACUGUAGUCGGAAGCUACGGCACUCGGUAUGUUAUGAAAUGUGAUUGGGUCAAUACGGUAUCAACUUUUGAGCCAUGCGGAAACAUAACACAGGCGCCAUAGAUUCAUUUAUUCUGAACUUCUGUAAGUCUUAUUCCAUUUUACAUAAGCUUUAGGGAUGACAAGGAUAUUAUAAAACAUCUAAACUUGGGUGGCAGUUACCAGAAUGUAGUAAAGGGAAGGCUGGUUACCUUAAAAAUGGGAAAAUGUGCGCGCUCACGCAAGCUACUACGUUUAAAAGGCAGAAUGGCGAGUACUGGAACAAGGGAAGUUGAAAAAGACGACUGGCACAGGAGACUAUUGGAGUAAAACAUUGUCCCAUCAAACCCGUCGAGGUAGGUAAGCACCUACACAUCUACACCCUUAAUAAGGUGCAGUGGGAGGUACUGCUCGCCAGCUCGGAUCCAGGACAGCAACUAGCCCUCAUCCAACUGGUCCGGCGGGCAGCAAAGGCCAGCGGAGUCCUAGACUGAGGGCUCUGACCACAUCGACUACGACGUCUUUCAGCAAAUAAAGUUUCAUGAAUGAAUGAA
Messenger RNA from Dermacentor andersoni, 3517 nucleotides. RefSeq names its product fatty-acid amide hydrolase 2-like. Gene Ontology annotation, cellular component: endomembrane system. The record is from RefSeq and is a predicted model, not a curated record. NCBI's taxonomy places the organism in Eukaryota, Metazoa, Arthropoda, Arachnida, Ixodida, Ixodidae.